CAGUUCAAAUCAGUCCGACAAAGUCCGAGCUCUGAGGUUGUGUCUGCGGGGGAAAGGGCGCUUUUAUCUUCCUGUAAUUUCUAAGAAGAAAAAGAAAAAAACAACAAAAAAAAACAAGGAAGACGUGGAGCGGACCAGGGCACAUGGAAACACUAUGCGGCUGGAAAGACGACGGUGGACUUUACCUUAGUUUCACUGGAGAAAAGAGGCGAAGUGAGGCGAGAUAAACAUGCUCACCCCGGUGCUGGCCUCAGUGCUGCCUCUGCUGCUUCUCUGCCGGAUUUCUUUUUGCCAAUACUCAAGUGAUCAAUGCAGCUGGAAAGGCAGCGGUCUGACUCAUGAAGGCCACACCAGAGACGUGGAGCAGGUGUACCUACGUUGUUCGCAAGGCUCCCUGGAGUGGCUGUACCCCACCGGGGCCGUCAUCGUCAACCUGCGACCCAACACGGUGUCUCCCGCCGCCUCCCGCCUCUCCGUCUGCAUCAAACCCUCCGCAGACUCCACCGGCACCAACAUCUACCUGGACUGCAACGGCAAGCUGCGCUUGCUGCUGCACGAGCGGGACCAGGCUCAAGGGAAGGUGCACUGCUUCAGCAUCCAGGAGGGGGCGCUCUUCAUCGAGGCCGUCCCGCACAUGGACAUCAGCCGGCGAAUCACGGCUUUCCAAUACGAGCUGGUCAGCAACCGGCUGGGAGACGUGCACUCACUCGAUGCACCGUGUCAGCCCUGCAGUGAUGCUGAGAUUCUUCUAGCAGUCUGCACCAGUGACUUUGUGGCACGAGGCAGCAUUCAGAAGGUCAACCAGGAGGAGGAUCACUCAUCCGUGACGGUGUUGAUCAGUCGCCUCUACAGGCAGAAGACCCAGGUUUUUGUGUCGGGCGGCGUGAGGGUGCGGAGCUGGACGGGUCUCAUCAAGAUGCCCCUUCAGUGUGGAGUGAAAUCUGGAGAGGGCGAGUUUUUAUUAACGGGGACUGUGAGGUUCGGGGAGGCCUGGAUGGGCUGCGCCCCUCGCUACAAAGACUUCCUGCGGCUGUAUCACGAGGCGCAGCUGCACGGGACGAACCCCUGUCACGUGGACACCGACUGACGGGUCUGGAAACAGAUUAAUCCUCAAUGAGCCGCGAGCCGAGCUGGACUGAGACCCGGUGCCGAGGACAGACGGACUGACUGACCCGGCGGCACGGCUUUGCUCGUCUCGCGCUGUCCCGUGAAUCUCUCGGUGACAAACGAACGCAGAUGCUGAACGUUGCCAGGCAACGCGGUGUCAGAGCUCCAUUUACAGCUGAAUGUGAUGCCGCGUGGAGCAUGUUCACAUCGUCACCUGUAAAGUAUUAAAUGUAGCAAAAAAAAGAGACCAUUUGGUUUUAUGUGUAUAAAAUGUGAAUGAAUAUUGUACAUUUUGAAGUUCUCUGCUUUGUAAAGAAAAACACUUGCUGUACAGUUUUGACCUUGUUUCUUAAGACAAAUGUAUAAAGUGAAAGUCUCUUAUUUUGUAUUAAAAAAAAACAAAAUUUUAGUGCCUGAAUUACUUCUUUCAGGCUGUACAAUUGUUAAAAAAAAAAGUUUUGUGACCCGUUAAGAAUAAAAAAGAAAUCC
Molecule: messenger RNA, 1596 nt
Organism: Cololabis saira (Pacific saury)
Lineage: Eukaryota; Metazoa; Chordata; Actinopteri; Beloniformes; Belonidae
Gene: metrnla
Product: meteorin like, glial cell differentiation regulator a
Exons: 4
Coding region: 230-1087 (285 amino acids)
Biological process (GO): positive regulation of brown fat cell differentiation; energy homeostasis
Molecular function (GO): hormone activity
Source: RefSeq, a predicted model, not a curated record